This is a messenger RNA of Cannabis sativa, 1469 nucleotides long. Its product is annotated as binding partner of ACD11 1. Gene Ontology annotation, molecular function: RNA binding. NCBI's taxonomy places the organism in Eukaryota, Viridiplantae, Streptophyta, Magnoliopsida, Rosales, Cannabaceae. The transcript has 5 exons. The record is from RefSeq and is a predicted model, not a curated record. Bases 136 to 903 code for a protein of 255 amino acids.
GGACCCACCUGAUCGCACGUGUAAUAUAAGGAGGUGCCACUGCCGACGCUCUCUCUUUCUCUCUCUCUUCACAUAAAGCUUUUCGCCUUUGCUGAAGAACAUAACAGAAACAAAGAACAGUGCUUUGAAAAAACAAUGCACACUAGUGGUGGUUACACAGCACAAGUGACAUGCUUAUCUCCUAAUGCAACUGAGAAGGAUGUUUAUGAUUUCUUCUCUCACUGUGGUACAAUUGAGCAUGUUGAAAUCAUCAGAUCUGGUGAAAAUGCUUGUACUGCAUAUGUUACAUUCAUAGAUGCUUAUGCUCUUGAAACGGCUGUAUUGCUCAGUGGUGCUACAAUAUUAGAUGAACUGGUACACAUAUCAGCUUGGGGAACAUAUGGAGAUGAAUCUGAUCAGUGGAACAAUUCUUCAUGGAACCCGGAUGGACAUUCUAGCUCAACGGUUUACAGCACAAAUCAAUUUGUUUCUUCUCCUAGUGAAGCUAUAACAGUGGCUCAAGAAGUUGUCAAAACCAUGCUAGCCAAAGGUUAUGUUUUAGGGAAAGAUGCAUUAGUGAAGGCCAAAGCUUUGGACGAGUCUCAUCGCGUUUCAGCUACCGCAGCAGCCAAAGUUGCUGAGAUUAGCAACAGAAUUGGGCUGACAGACACAAUUUAUUCAAGUAUGGAAACUGUUAAAUCCGUAGAUCAGAAGUUUCAUGUUUCGGACAUAACUCGAUCAGCUGCUUAUGUCACUGGGACAGCAGCUGUAGCAGCUGCAUCGGUCACUGGAAGAGCUGCUAUGGCAGCUGGUAGUGUUGUAGCCAACAGCACAUACUUUUCCAAGGGAGCUCUUUGGGUUUCAGAUGUGUUAAAUCGCGCCGCGAAAGCUGCUUCCGAAUUAGGAAGUAAUGUCCCUAAAUAAAAGUCUUCAAGACACAAAGUUAUUAAUUGUCCUGUUUGACUGAGCUUCUACUUUCUACUUUUAACUUCUCGGAAAGAAAGCUCUUUCCGAGUUAAAAGCUGAAACUCACUAGUUCAGGCCUAAAUAGCACCAGAAGUGUUUUUGGGCUUUUCAAAGCCCAUCUGAUAUGAAAUAUUGUUUGAUUCAUGAGGGGUAAGUUGAAAAAUGCCUCUUUUAUUCAUCAAUUAAUCAAAUUUACCUCUAAUUUUAUAUUUAUUUGAAACAUACCUCUUUUUAUAUGUAUUGUACCCAAAAUACCCUUACAUAAGAGAAUUACAUGGGGAGUAUCUUGAAGUGACAGGGGUAAAAUUGGUACAAUGUUUAAAAAAAGAGGUAAAAAUGAUAGAUUUUAAAAAAGAAGGUAAAAAUAAAAAAGGACAAUAUAAAAAGGGUAUAGAGUGUAAUUUCCUCUUGAUUCAUUGAUACUCUAAAAUUGUACUUAGCAAUAUAUACCCUUUUGGAGUCUCUCAAUCAGGACUGUUUUGAAAGUUUAAUAAUAUAUUGUUAAGCAAUGGUAUUUUAUACAA